AUGAGGAACUUUGAGAUUGUGCAGGCUGUGGUCAUGAAUGGUAUCAGCAAGUUGUUCCCCAUGCUGACCUUUCUCGAUCCUUCUUCCACAUGGCAUUCUCCUCCUCCCUUGCCUUCCUCCUCGUCCGCGUAUUCCGCCUCGUCGGCGAACCCAAGAACUCUGAGUUCUCUUGAUCCUUCUCCGCCUUCCUCACCGAUCCCACCGAAAACAACCCCACCUCUGUCGUUGACUUCAGCGACGACCACCACGACCCCCAAUCGCCCCCAAACCCCAACCUCAACCUCCACAACAACCACCCAUUCUCCUCCUCCCACCGGAGACUACCCCGCUGGCGCCGCGCUCGCCUCCGUCUUUGUUCCACGUCUGCUUCAACCCAAGACCACGCCCGCUUCGCCGUGGGGACAGACCACGAGUUGUGGAUUUACAACUGCGAGCUCGAUCCGUUCUGGAGUUGUGGAUCUACGCCUGCUUCAACCCAAGAGCUACUUCAAUCCGUUCUGCGAGCUCUUUCGCCGCGACUUCGACAACGGCGGGGGAAUCGGCGUCGUUGAGGCGCAGAUAUUGGGUUUGAGCAUGGAUUGCAGAGAGAUCUCGGCAGCUGGGGGGACGACGCAGCCUCGACUGCCUUUCCGACGACGGAUCCACGAUGACUUUCGAUAA
Molecule: messenger RNA, 660 nt
Organism: Malus domestica (apple)
Lineage: Eukaryota; Viridiplantae; Streptophyta; Magnoliopsida; Rosales; Rosaceae
Source: RefSeq, a predicted model, not a curated record